UUUUAAGAUUUGGAGUGGUUUGUUCGUUCGUAACAACCCAACAUAUGCGAGAUGGUGGAAAUGAUUUAGUUACAAAUGUAAGAACUGGAUUACAAGAUGUUGAUACUUAUUUAAAUACGACGGGAAAAGAAGUGCAAAUUUUGUUAAAUAAGAAUUAUGGAGAGUUUAAAGAUGAUUUAUUUGAAAUUUUAGAUAAAAGUAGUUCAAUCGUUUAUGACCAACUUGCGAAAUAUUCAAAUGCCGUCGCGAUGACUCAAGUUUCUUCGAUUGUUGAGGGUUUAAAGGACAUCCAAAGUAAUUUAACUGAAAUGAAAACGAUCACGUUUUUCUUAAGGAAUCAUGCGUCACAAUUAAGCGAUGCGUUACGAAAAGUUAAACGGGACUUAAUCCACGCUUUAACCCAAUGUUAUCAAAGUAACGAAUGCUCCAAUUUAUCAGAAAACAUUAACAAAUUAGAAAUGGACGUGGAUUUUAAUAGUUUACCAGACGUAACGGAAGGAAUGCAAGAUUUAAACAGCAUCUUGCAAGGAAAUAUCGUCGAAAGUAUUGAAGAUGGAAAAUCGCAUUUAGAACAAAUAGAAAAAGAGAUAAGUAAAAAAGUUGAUAAAAGCUUACAAGACGUAAAAAACACCGUAACUCAAGCGGGGGCUCAAAUAACAAAUAGCGUAUCAAAUAUGACUUCCAUGUUAAACGAAAUUUCAGAUUCAAUCCAUAAAAAUACGAAUGGUCCAUUAACCCAAGCUGAUAAAUACAUUCGAGAUUAUCUCCCAUAUGGUUAUUAUGUCGGAAUUGGAAUAAGUUGUGUUCUUUUAGUUGUCGCACUUUUAGUUGCUUUCGGAUUAGUUUGCGGAAUUUGCGGGAAAAAACCGGAUCAUUACAACGACGAUUGUUGUAAUAAAAGCGUUGGGAGUCGCUGUUUAAUGUGCGGAGUUGCUAUUAUGUUUUUAACAACGAUCGUUUUGGCCGUUGUUACGAUCGUUUGCUUCGUUUUUGGCGUUUUCGGCCAAAGAUUAGCGUGCGACUCUUUAAGAAAUUACAACGAAAGCAAAGUUAUCGAUAUGAUCGACGAAUACAUGGAUUACGAUAAAUUAUCGAUAAAACACGUUUUGAGUAAUUGCCAUCAAAACGAGACCGUUUAUAACGUUUUCCGGUUAGACUCGCACUUUGAUUUGGACAAAAUCACCCAAAAUUUUAAUGAUUACAACAUUAACGAAGUUUUGGACAAAUUACAAAACGAUAUCGACGUUAACGUUGAGAUUAAGAUCUUAUCAGAAGCUGGUAAACAAAAUUUGGAAAAUUUGGCAGCCUCUAAAGUUGGAGAUAUUAAUUUUGGGAAAUUCGUUGAUGAGCUUGAUCAUAAUUUAACGACGGUGGAUUUAAAAUUUUUAAUCGAACAAUUAGAUGCUGCUAUUCAAGCUGUUGAAAGGCAUCGAAUACAAGACAGCAUACAGAAUCAAUUAAAAAAUAGUAAAAUGCAUUUAGAGACUUAUCAAGUAAAAUUGGUUGAUCCAAUGACUGAAAAUGCCGAAAAAUUAAUCGACAUCGCUAAAAAUAUGGAAAUUAACCUAAAAUUCGGACACCUUACUUUUAGCGACGCCAUAAAUGGUUUAAUUGGUGAAGUUAAAGAAGCUGAAAAGGUUUUGCGCGAAAACGGAACUCAUUUAUUAAAAGAUAUUGCGACCAAUUUUACGAUUGCAAUUAAGAACCAAGUGGAUGGAUAUGUAGAUCGCGUCGUUUAUAACCUGAAAUCGGAAAUAGGUCAAUGUGGGCCACUUAGCAACGUGAUAAAUGCGACUUUAGUGUCGACAUGUGAUCAAAUUAUACUUCCAAUGAACGGAUUUUGGUUCGUUUUAUUCUGGUCAUUACUCUUAUUCAUCGUUUUAAUAAUACUUUCCGUGAAAUUGGCAUCGUUAUACAAGAAAUACGAUCCUUAUUCUUAUCCGGGAGAAUCCGAAUAUUUGUAUGAUGCGUAUGCUGAUCGUGAAAUUAUUCCUUUGGCGAGUAAUGGGAAACCCAGUAAGAAGAAAAAAAAGAAUAAGAAAUAUGAUAAUAGAACCGCGGGGCAUUAUCCAGCGGAUAUGGGGGACCAUCCGGGUGCUAGGCGAGAUUAUCCCAGCAGUUCUGGGCAAGAUACGCGUUAUUCUGAUAUGACACCAAGACAACACUGGGAAGAUUUCCCGAAUGGGGGCCCCCCUCAAUAUCAGAGGGCGCCCACAGAAUAUGAUAGGCCACCUCCUUACAAUUAUUACCCGGGAAAUUCAGAACAACAACAGUGAAUUCAAAAAAUGACUGAUUAAAAAAAUGAUGGGACUGAUUCAAUGCAAAAAUCGUUUAAUUCCAUCAAAUUAUUUAGGUUAUAAUAAAAAAUAUCAUACGUAAAAAUCAUUGUUAAUACCAUUUAUAUACAGGGUGUUCAAUAUAAAUUGAUUACAAGUUAUAAUGAAUACUCCGCAUUAUGAUAACGUAAUAUUUCGAUCGAAAAGCUCAGUUGUGAUGAUGAUGGUGAAAAAUGAAAUGUUAUUAGUGGAACAAAAAAAAAAUAAUCAAACGUGUUAACAAAUUUUUGUACUAAGGCGUUUGUGUGUUAUUUAGAUAGGUUAAUUUGAUAAGACUUUUUGUGUCAAAAAAAAUAAUAGCACAAGUGUUUCCUUAUUUUUAUGUUUGUGUCCUAUUUUAAUUAAUUUGUUUUUUUUAAUUAAUAUCACAAUAAUUAUUAUAAAUAAUUAUACAAAUACAUAUACAGAUUUCUAAAAGUUUUCCAUUCACAACAAAAAGAUUUUCUGUGAUUUUAAUUUCAUUAAUAGAUGUCUGUGUAUAGAGAUUAUUUUCGUUCCUUGUUGAAAACAAACUGCCCUUAAUCAAGAAUCUUUAUUAUUAUUAUUAAUACAAUUCUUUCAAUUCACAUUUACUACUCGUAUUGAAAUAGUAAUAAGCUCAAUUUAGUACGAUUUAGUAAGAAAAAGGUUUUUUGCCAUACAUUUAAUUAAAAACUUAUGUUUAAGAUGUUUAACUACGUAUUCAAAGCGGAAAUACAUAAAAUAAAAAAUUGUUUAUAUUGAAUUAA
This is a messenger RNA of Onthophagus taurus, 3064 nucleotides long. The record is from RefSeq and is a predicted model, not a curated record. Lineage: Eukaryota; Metazoa; Arthropoda; Insecta; Coleoptera; Scarabaeidae.